AUGCGCCGCCAGAUGGAAGAUCUGGAUAAUCGCAGUGAACAGUGCAUCUUGCGGGUGAGAGGCAUGCCUGAACCCAACGGCCCCGAAGAUGUUGAACUCAUACUCACCUCCCUGUUUCGAGCCAUUGUUGGGGAGGCUGUACGGGCAACAUUUGAUUUUGUGAGGGCCUACGUGCCUUACGCCUGCGGUCAAGACAACUUUGUUCCCAGGGACAUAAUCUGCUAUUUUUGUUCCUUCAAGCAGAAGGAAACAAUCAUCCUUAAGGCCUAA
This is a messenger RNA of Pelobates cultripes (western spadefoot toad), 270 nucleotides long. The record is from the annotation of a GenBank genome assembly. NCBI's taxonomy places the organism in Eukaryota, Metazoa, Chordata, Amphibia, Anura, Pelobatidae.